UCUAGAUCUUUGUUCUUCGUCCCCUUUCUUCUUUUGUUCAAUUUCACUUUGAUUCUGCUGUUCUUACUUAUCUUUACAAGAUUUAUUGUUUGCAAUAUCCAAACACUCUUGCCUUGACAAAGAUUGGAAGCGUUGUGUGUCAAAUGUUACGAGGAUUGAAGUUUGAAGAAAACAAUUCAAAUGGGAGCUGUUAUUGGUAAAGCUGCGAAUGGCAUCUGUUCUGCUAUAGGAAAUGCUUUUACUGCUCCAUUCAAAACCAUUUUUGGUGCUUCCUGCGAAGAUAUUUGUUCAGGAACAUGGGACUUUACAUGUUUUAUCGAGCAUUUAUGCUUCUCCAACAUCGUCAGAUUGUUGAUGGUCUUGGGGCUAUGUUAUAUCAUUUUGGUGUUCAUCUAUCUUCUGUUUCAACUGGGGAUCGUACAAUGCAUAUGUAGAAGCCUAUGCAAAAUGUGUUGGUUUGCAUGUCAGAGUUAUUUUCAUGCAAUAGAAGACUUCACGUGUUGUUUAUGGUACAAACUAAAGAACACAAAGCGGGUUCACCGCCGCCGACCCCGCCGUUAUCGAGACAUUGAACAAGGUUAUAGUUCGAGCGAAAACUCAAUACAGCGAUAUUGGAGUUUGAACGUAAGCAGGAAAAGAAAAUGGAAUAGAGAAAAAAAGACUGCAAGGCCUCAUUACCCAGUGAAUUAAGCUGAAGUCAUUAGAAAGGUACCAAAGUAGAAAUGGAAGUCGUCACCACCAUGAUUUACGUUGGAAGACAAGUGAAGUUUCUGUGCACCUAAAAGGUGGGUCGAGAAGAUUAAGGAAUUCAAAGCAACUUCAAAUCAGUAGACCGGGAAAUUUUGGUAAACAGGUGAAGGUGUUUAAAAGGAGAAAGAUAAUCAGGUAAGACUCUCACUGUAAGACUACUACUAGACCCCUCAUCUUGCAAAUUAACUUUUCCAAGCUUUUGCGGUGGGUUGUCAAAGGAAGAUACUAAGGCUAGCUAGGUGUCAAUGAGUUUCUAGCAUGUAACGAAUAAUCAAACUAAUCAAUGAAA
Messenger RNA from Papaver somniferum (opium poppy), 1039 nucleotides. RefSeq lists its product as uncharacterized. The transcript has 3 exons. The record is from RefSeq and is a predicted model, not a curated record. Lineage: Eukaryota; Viridiplantae; Streptophyta; Magnoliopsida; Ranunculales; Papaveraceae. The coding region runs from base 181 to 690 and encodes 169 amino acids.